CUUGCGUCAAAUAGCGAGCUUCUGCAUGAGCUCGAGUCAGAAGUUCAAAACAUGGAUCCUUCUAUCUACUGCUCUCCGUCUCUUCUUGUUGUUUGUUGGGCAGGUUGGGUUUUUGCGGAAGGUAUACAAGUGGCGAAGUCGGUUUCUGCAGAACAGAACUCACUCCGACUUGGCGUGGCGUACUUCACUCGCUCCUUUCUCUCUCUCUUUCUCCGGCCAGAGUCGAAUUCAAAUUCACACAACCCUUUGUCUCCUGAGCAGGGCUUAAGUGUUCACGAUUUCUCUUACUUAUGUAAUAAAUAAGGAAUACCAAGCAGCCAGACUUGGUCACACACACUCUCUGCGAGGCCAAUAGAUUUUGUGGACAGGCGUCAUUAAUAACUUUCUCCGGAACAUACUUGCAUUCUCUCCGUCGUCUGUGGGCAGGAGGAAUUGAAUUGGUCCGUGCUUACUGGGCUGAAUUAAUUAACAUUUGUAUUCAUGAUUAUGUGAGUGGUGGAGGUGCUGGUGGUGAAUAAAUACGGUUGGAUGGAAAAAUUGAUAGUCUGUUUAAAAAAAUAAAUUGUUGGCAAACAUUGCCGACUUAAUUGCAUACCAGUUUCAACGUACUUUUCUGACGUAAAAGAGCCGUCUCACUCACUCACUCAUUGUGAGGAACUUGUGGGUAUCGAUUUAGCUGAGAGUUCUCAAAACAUUCUCAAACUCAACCUGUUGUAAUCAAAAGGAGAUAAUCGAAAGUGAAAAUUAUUCAACGUCGCAUUUUCAUCUCUGACGGUGUGUUAUUGAACAGUUGAAACAACUCCUGUCGGAUACAUUGACUUGUCGGCUGGUGUUCUCUGUACAACGCUGCUGAAAAGAUAGAUACGUGAAUUUGUACGUAUAACGGGAGCAGAGUUGUGGUGACUGUAAAGAAAGACAUCGGAACAUGGACAUUUCCAUUGCAAAUUAGACCGAUAAGAGUUAACCUGACCAGGAAACUCGCGUACUUACUGCAUACGUACGUACGUAUAGGGGAGCUGCAAGUGUUUCUGUAGUGAAUAUUCCGACACAUAAAUUUCCAUAACUAGAAAGUGUGUUCUCUCAUAACAGACAUUCAUCCAGUCGCACAGUCAGUAACAAUUUUGAGGUAGAAUUUGAAAAUCAAAACUGUACACGAGAAUCUCUGACAGGAUCUCGGGUUUGUUGUAUCUGCAUCAGCGGAGGACAGGAUUAUCUCGCCAACCAACUUCCAGCAUUCCGCAUCGUCAACUUGUGACUGACUCUUCAUAGCAAAGUCACUUAAUCGCAUUAUGAGUUAAUUCACAGACUCUUUAUCAUCAUUAGAUUGGGUGCGAGGCGGAGUUUUCUGGCAGGCUGAAUUUUCACUGAAGCAAAUUCCUGACUGUGGUUGAAAACUCCGGAAACGAAAAUCUCGUUGGUGAAAUUACUUGCAAUUUCAUAACUUUCUGAUUUUAGAAGUGGUUUAAAAUCAUAACACAAGAACCAUUCUACGUACGUAUGCAUAUACUUGCAAAGGAAUCCUCCAGUUGUUCAUUCGUUACUAAAUUCCUAAAUAAAGUAAUGUUUCCUGCACAAUUUUAAUUGAUAGAAAAUUAUUGCGCUGAGAAUCGAGGUAAUUAACGUUUCGUGUAGAAACACAAAUUACCGUAGGCAAUUACAUAAAAUCAAUUAGUUUUGUGCGAUAUAAACAACAGACUCUGAUCAAGCUGAUAAAGCUGAGCGUGAAAUAAUACGAUCGUGUAUCUUCUUGGUGUGGAAUGUUUAAUGCAAUAGUUUGUCGGAAAGGGAAUUAACGCGUUAAAGUUGGUUAACCCGACGCAGACUUUCCUAAGCCGAGUUCUAAUGAUAUUGAAGAUCGAUUAAACCGAUACUCGAUACAGCAAAAAUUUCUCUUCUCUCUUUCUCUCUCUUCAUCUACUGGAAGUUGAUUAUCUCGACUUUUAUUCCGUCGGGCGACGCACAAGAUCAAAUUACGGCAACAACUGCACAUAUCCUACAAGAUACUUUUAGCGGAGAAUCCUAAGUCCUCUCUGGAUCGAAUAAUAAGGACCAACUCUCAAGGAAAAGGUUGAAACUUUGAGUACGUGAGUAAGAAUAAGGUGGAGGAAUUCAAAAAUUGUCCCAACAACAACUGUCAACUGACAGGACUGAAAGGCAGAUUUGCUUGCACAAUCUACCUACUCAUUUUUGUUGGGUGACUGUAAAAAAGAAGAGUGAAAGCAACCCCUUUUGUCCCAAAUAUUCUCCAUUCAGUUGGCGUACGUAUUUUCACCUCUACUUUGGAAAGCACUUUCCUUUGGCAAUCAAGUCCAUACAUUCACGUUAGUGAGAACAUACAUCGAAACGAUACACUGCCUGUUUGGGAUCACAUCCUUCGUCUCAACACAAAAGUACCAGCAACACAUCGCCAUUUGCAUUGGACAUCUGGAGGAGGACUUUCUUUUCUAAGAAAGUUUCUGGAAAAUUGAGAAGACAGCGUAGGAAGAAGGAAAGAAAAGCAAACAAAGUCAAGUUGGAAGAAGAUUUGGAGCUUUGACAAAGGAGACAAGUUCACUAACGAGGAUAUUUAAGAAGACGGCAAAUAGAUAUAACGCUAACGAACCUCUUUAUUUCCUACUGCCACCGCAAAUAAAAUUUCACAUCCAACAUGGGCUGCUUCACAAGCAAGGAUAAGUUGCAGAAGGAGGAUUUGGAGUUCCUGAAAUCUCACACUCGAUACGACGAGAGCACUAUUAAGGAAUGGUAUAAGGGAUUUAAGCAAGAUUGCCCAAACGGAAGGUUAACGCCGUCAAAGUUUGUGGACAUGUACAAAAUGUUCUUUCCAUCUGGCAAUGCAGAAGAAUUUUGCGAUCACGUCUUUAGAACCUUCGACUUGGAUCAAAAUGGAUUCAUCGACUUCAAGGAAUUCUUACUCGCAAUCGACGUAACGUCAUCGGGGACUCCAGAAGAGAAGUUGAAGUGGGCCUUCAGAAUGUACGACGUUGAUGGUAAUGGCGUUAUUGAUUUGCAAGAAAUGCAGAAAAUUGUGCAAGCAAUCUAUGAAAUGCUGGGAACUAAUGCGGCCAAUCGGCCUCAAGAUUCAGCAGAAGAAAGAGCAAAAAGCAUUUUCGCAAAGAUGGACGAGAAUGGAGACGGACAGCUGACACAAGAGGAAUUUUUGAAAGGAUGUCUUCAAGAUGAAGAAUUAUCCAAGAUGCUAGCUCCAGGAACGUAAUGAAACUUUAAUCUUGGAAACUUAAUCCGUGAAUUUCAAAAGACCAGAUGUGUAAUCAAGUCCUUGUCUAAAUAAUACCGAAUAUUAAAUGAAGAAGGAAGAAGAGUCACUAUGAUAUUGGAGCAUGAAACUGGAGAAUUAUAAAUGUAAACUAAGCGGAGGAGGAGGAGGAUCAGGAAGAAAAAAUGAAACAUCGUCUCACUUUAUCAUUGCCGUUUUAUAAAAUACUUGGAAACGGGGAUGUGGAGCAAAGCUUCUGUCGCUAAAUCCUUGACGCGUGUGGAAUUAAUUUAAAUUGCAUUAAUCUGCAAGAUACUCUAUUACAUUAUUCCCAUCAAACAACCCACUCCCCAAGUCGUCGUGCGCAGUUAACCCAUAAAUCUAAAUUAAAUACAUUCACGACGAUGGUACGUGGAGAAAGUUCAACUUUCUCCUCGUGAACCAAACAAGCUUUCCCCACCCAGCACUAGAAUAGUGAAACGCAACAAUCAUAAUGCAUAUGCUAACCCUCAUGCUCGGACCAUUGCUGCACAAUACAUAGUACAGAAAAAGCCGAAUUUUAUCAUAAAUUUCAACUCCCAUUGUAACGUUGCCAGUUGAAGUGAUGCCGAUUAUACGCGUUUCUAAAAAACAAUCAAUCCCUCAUGCUUAUAACCUAGAUUUCCAAGCUUCUUACCUGAUAACAUGGUAUACUGCUAUUAUUAUUGACAGGGGCAUACAUUUACGCCAUCAUUAACGGAUCGAGUACAUAAAUAUAUUCCCAAAGUAGUGGAUAGAAUCGCCUUGUUAACAAACUUUCAAAUCAACACGACUCCCUGUGAUCUUGAUAUUAGUUCAAUGCAUGAAUUAUUAAAUUGCAUAUGCGACGGGCACACUGAUGGUGAAAAAUCCUAUAUUCCUCAUACUUGUAGCUAUUGCGCAAUUAUUUAAAUACAUAAACCUUUUUGCAAGUUCAGAAAUUCCAGUGACUUUCAAGUUAGGCGUUAUUAUACCUUUCCACGGUAUUCUCUAGCAACUUUUGAAGUAAUAACUGACAUUGUACAUUUCUACGUGGCAGGGAAUUUGCACAUUCCAGACUUUAGCUUAGUAAGUUCUUGUACUUUUACCCAAAUAUUUUACACCGAAAAUAACAAAAUUCUGGAUCAAGUCAGUCAGUGCCAGCGACAGGCCAGAAAUUGCAAAAUUGCAUUCCUAAAUAUAUACAUACAUAAAAAUAACGAUCGACCCCUCGCCUUCCUGUACCAGUUAUUUGCUACGUAUAAAAUAUAGUAUGUAAUUAUUCGUAUACAUAUAUCGAUUCCACAAUAUUUUUACCCAUCUUAUUAUAUUUUAAAUUUUAUGAUACACACUCAUUGCACUGCAAUGUAAGUUUUUUUCUUAGAAAGUAUGUAUAUAGUUGACUAAUUAAGCAUCCAUUGUCAUACCCAUCAAUUUUGUGUUCGGUUGUAGGAAGCAGAUUACUCGUCGAAUUUCUUAAUCUAUUUGUAUUGCAAAAAUGUGGUUGCGACGAUAACGAUAAUUCAUACUAUCAGUUACAUAUAUUUGGUAAUUGAAUGAAAUAUCUCUAGUCAUCUGCACUAAGCCUCCUGAUGCAUGAAAUAUUUUACAAGUAUGAACGACCCAUCGCGUUGUGAACUGUGACGAAAAUUGCGAGUUAUUGUUUGAAUUAUUAUACUUAUAAUUGAUUAUUUUGUUUUUGAGGCAGACCUGUGUCUGUCUCCAUUGUGUGCAUGCCAUGGUUAAUUCAUUUGAGAAUAUGCAAUGUAAUUGCGAUCUGAAAUUUAGCUAAUUAAUCGCCACAUUACAUGAUGAGCAGUCGUUGUUCCCAGAGAGUACUUCCAGAGAAUUUGUGGUUUGCAUGUUUGUAUAUUUGACUUGCAUAUUUUAUGUCCUCGGCCCAGCAUACAUACAUAAAUAUAUUGUACAUAAUGGAUUACUACUUUAUUUGUAAAUUGUAAUUUGUACUGGUAAGUAAAGUUUUGUCUCAUAUCAAAUUAUUUUUUGUGCACAAACAACAGCUCUAGACUUCACCAUGUAAUUUCUACUGUGGAUCAAAUAAAAUAUUGUAUCCCUUC
Messenger RNA from Folsomia candida, 5289 nucleotides. Its product is annotated as neuronal calcium sensor 2. Gene Ontology annotation, molecular function: calcium ion binding. The record is from RefSeq and is a predicted model, not a curated record. The coding region runs from base 2648 to 3214 and encodes 188 amino acids. Lineage: Eukaryota; Metazoa; Arthropoda; Collembola; Entomobryomorpha; Isotomidae. The transcript is spliced from 13 exons.